Messenger RNA from Acaromyces ingoldii, 3001 nucleotides. RefSeq lists its product as hypothetical. Gene Ontology annotation, biological process: protein phosphorylation. Bases 78 to 2876 code for a protein of 932 amino acids. Gene Ontology annotation, molecular function: protein kinase activity; ATP binding. Lineage: Eukaryota; Fungi; Basidiomycota; Exobasidiomycetes; Exobasidiales; Cryptobasidiaceae. The record is from RefSeq and is a predicted model, not a curated record. The transcript is spliced from 9 exons.
GGAAGCACGGCCGUUUGAGCAACAACUGAGAGCAGAGCUUCGAUCGAGGUCCAGAGAGGGUUAAGCCUCGAUCGGCCAUGGCUUCCUUUUUCAGCCAGGCUUCGUCCUAUUUUGGUCGCAGCAAUAUCUCUGCAAACUACACGAUCAAUGAGUCUGAAACGACCCAUGCUGGCCUGUGGAGGAUACAGAGAGCGGUGCGAACAUCCGGCGGCGGCGGUGUUCUUCCCUCAGUUUCGGGAUCUUUGACACCGAGUGGCUCAGAGGGUGGUGCAGAGUCGGGUGGGACAGCGUCGAGCAGCAGCGCCGACAAAGGUCAAGCUAGUGUUUGGUCGCACAAUGUCGCAAGUCGAGGAAGAGAGCGCAACGAAGUUGUUGAGAUUCUGAAGAAGGAGGCUUCGACCUUGACUCGGCUUCGACACCCAUGUAUCCUCGAAGUCGUUGAGCCCUUUGAAGAGGUUCGCUCAGAGCUUAUAUUCGCCACGGAACCAGUCCUUGCGCCGCUCUCCCAGGCACUUCUGGCCAGCGAGUCGGCAGGAAGAGCGAGCGAGAGCGUCCAGCUAGAUGAAGUCGAGAUCCAGAAAGGGCUGCUGCAAGUCGCCCGCGGCUUGGAAUUCCUUCAUGGAGCUGGUCUUGUCCACUGCAACCUCACCACCGAAUCAAUUCUCGUCAAUGCCAAGGGAGACUGGAAAGUGGCCGGGUUUGGCUUCCUGACCCCGCUCAAGCAACCAGACGGCACGCCGACGCCUUACCGAUACCCGGAUUACGAUCCUUCGUUGCCGCCCGCUCUCUCACGCAACUUUGAUUACAUGGCACCUGAGUACGCCUUGGACGAGAAGCUGGAGCCGGCAAACGACAUGUACAGCUUGGGGUGUCUCAUCUAUGCCGUACACAGCAGGGGUGAUCCACCGUUUCGGAAUCGCAACAGCCUGACAAAUGUCAGGCAGAACGCCGAUCAGCUGAGCACAAUUGCCGGCUCCUCAUCUUGGUCCCGCCUGGGGAAUGAGGUUAUCGGCGUUCUAUCUACUCUCGUCACGCGAUAUCCGGGGUCGCGGCCGACUGCCUCUUCGUUUCAGCGAUCUGACUACUUCAACAAUAUCCUGACUCAGACGCUUAAGUUCAUGGAGCGGGACAGCUUCGCAGGACGGACAAAGGAAGAACGAGUUUCCUUCUUGAAAGGGCUCCUCAAGAUCCUCCCCCAAUUCAGCGACCGUCUCCUUCGAAGAAAGGUGCUUCCAGCCCUUCUCGAGUUGAUGAAUGAUCGGACACUUUUACCGUUCAUCCUCCCGAAUGUUUUCACUAUCUCGAAGAAUCUAUCGUCGAUUGAGUUCUCUUCCAACGUCCUGCCAAAGCUCAAGCCGCUGUUCGCGGUGCAAGAUCCGCCUCAGAACCAACUGAUGCUUUUGGAGCAAAUCGAGCUCUUCGUGUCAAAAACCUCGCCCCCCGUGUUUCGCGAGCAGGUGACGCCGUUGCUUUACUCUGCCUUGGAGGCAGAGCAAGUCGUGGUGCAAGAAAAGGCUCUGCAGACGGUCCCUCGACUUUGUGAGCUUCUCGAGUACUCGCACGUCAAGGAGGUCCUCUUUCCCAAAAUUGCCACCGUCUUCACCAAGACAAAGGUUCUUUCCGUCAAAUGCAACACUCUCAUUUGCUUCCACUCGAUGAUCUCUGUUCUCGACAAAUAUACCCUCACGGAGAAGCUUGUACCGAUCUUGGCAAGGAUCAAGACGAGGGAGCCGUCGGUUAUGAUCGCGACACUGGCCGUGCACGAGGCUAUGUCGAAAAAGGUGGACCGGGAGACAUUGGCGGUCCAUAUCAUCCCUCAGCUCUGGGCGAUGUCGAUGGGUGCUCAGCUCACAGCUGAGCAAUUCUCGAGGUUCAUGCGGGCCAUCGACGAAAUGGGCGAACGUGUCAAGACGGAGCAUCUUACCCACCUCGAGGAGCUGAAACGAAUGCAAGAUCAUACCGAUUCUUACGCUGGAGGAGCUACUACGUCAGCACAAGGAGUCCAAGGCGCUUCGAGCGGGCUCACGUCGUCGGGAGAUGUCGAUUUUGCAACUCUGGUUGGAUCUGCCAAGGGUCGGUCCACCGAGGUCAGCAGAGACAUGCCGGUGGGGGGUAACGCGCUUGAUGUUCUCGGUUGGGACGACUUGGGCGCGUCGACAUCUUCGACGCCAGCUCGAGGAAGCACACCAGCACUGACACCGUCUCACGCGAGCACUCUAGGGGGUGCUGCGCCCUUGAAACCCUCCGUGAUGAACGGCACGAGCAGCUCUUCCUCGCUGUCGUCGGCUUGGAAGCCGCCUCCGACCGCGUCGGGCCUCGCCUCACCGCCUAUCUCAAGCCCGGCCAUUACCCCGAGAAGCACAAUUGCACCUCCUCCGCCUGGGGGAAACCGACCGUCGCUCUCGUCAACGCUGAGUGCAACGACCAUCUCCUCCCCUCCGUCUUCGUCAGGCUUCAAUGGCGCGCCAAGCUGGUCGGGUGGGACGCUGAUGCCGUCUUCGUCAUCGUCGUCUGCUGUCAAACCUGCAAGUUCCGCGUCUGCUUCUGCCGGCCCCAACUACAAUAUCAGUCUGGAACCAGCAAGCAACUUUGGCCUGUCGAAUACCUCGUCUUCGUCGAGCAUGGCAUUGAGCAGUACUUCGUCGAGCGGCCUACCGCCUUUGGUGCCACAGCAGUCAAGCUUGGGGAGCUUUCCAUCUUCGGCUGCGACAUCCACCAUUUCCCCCACACCUACUUCAACGGCGGCAACGCCAAGACCGGCGCCUCCGGGGUGGGGCGGCGCCGUGUUGACUCCUACGACAAAAUCUUCCUCCAGACCGGGAGCGGGCAAUCAGGGAGGAUCUUCGGCGUGGUCUGACUUUGACCCGCUCGCAUGAAGGCAGCCAAGGAAGGCGCAGGGUCUUGUCCUGGCGCUCUGCCAAUAUAAGGGCGAGCGACAUGCAAUGUUGUUCCUCUUCAUAGACUUAAGGAGAAUGUCAUCCAGUCAAAUUGAGUCAACGAG